GAUCUGAAUCAUCUGAUGAAGCACAUUACAGCCAGGACGGCAGUCGGCUAGACUACUACUGUAAUACACACGCACCGACAGUCGGUAGUCAAUCAUUUAUAGUUUUAAAGCGCAGCAAAAAAACAGCAGCAGCAGGAGCAACUUCGUUUAGAGAGCUCUACUCCCUCCCCCAAUCAACCUCUCUUUCUCUCUCCUCCAUUUUCAGAUCUUGUGUUUCAGAAAGGAGUAUCAACAAUGGAGUCUUGCUGCAGCUGCAGAUCCAUUUCCAAACUCACCAGCUUCACUCUUUUCAUUGCUUUCUUACUUUCUUGCUCCUUUUUUACAUCAUCAGAAGCUUAUGAUGCACUUGAUCCAAAUGGAAAUAUUACUAUCAAAUGGGAUGUUAUCAACUGGACCCCUGAUGGAUAUCUUGCUGUGGUUACUAUGUUCAACUUCCAGCAGUACCGUCACAUUCAGACCCCAGGGUGGACACUUGGAUGGACAUGGGCCAAAAAGGAUGUAAUAUGGAGCAUGGUUGGUGCGCAAACCACCGAGCAAGGAGAUUGUUCCAAAUUUAAAGGGAACAUUCCUCAUUGUUGUAAGAAGGAUCCUACAGUGGUUGAUUUGCUUCCUGGAACACCUUUCAAUCAGCAAAUUGCUAACUGCUGCCGUGGAGGUGUAUUAACUGCCUGGGGCCAGGACACUGCCAAUGCUGUUGGCGCUUUUCAAAUUAGUGUAGGUCAAGCUGGAACAUCAAAUAAGACAGUUAAGCUGCCAAGGAAUUUCACAUUGAAGGCACCAGGGCCUGGAUAUACUUGUGGGCCGGCAAAGGUUGUGAGACCAACCCAGUUUACAACAGCUGAUAAGCGCAGAACCACUCAAGCUUUGAUGACCUGGAAUGUAACUUGCACGUAUUCUCAGUUCUUGGCUCAGAAAACUCCUACUUGCUGUGUUUCUCUGUCCUCAUUUUACAAUGACACUAUUGUCCCCUGCCCAACUUGCUCUUGUGGAUGUCAGAACAACAUAACCCAACCAGGAAGCUGUGUAGACGGAGACAGUCCAUAUUUAGCUUCAGCUAUUUCAGCAGGUGGACCAAAAGCUAGUAACACACCACUGGUUCAGUGUACCAGUCACAUGUGUCCAGUUCGAAUCCAUUGGCACGUCAAGGUCAAUUACAAAGAUUAUUGGCGUGCUAAGGUUACCAUUACUAAUUUCAACUACCGAAUGAACUACUCGAAUUGGAAUCUGGUUGUGCAGCAUCCCAACUUCGAUAAUCUCACCCAAUCUUUUAGUUUCAUGUACAAAGGAUUGACCCCUUACGAUGGAUUGAAUGAUACUGCUAUGCUAUGGGGAGUUAAGUUCUAUAAUGAUUUUCUCAAUCAAGCUGGGCCUUUUGGGAACGUGCAAUCCGAGCUGCUAUUCCAGAAGGAAAAAUCAUCUUUUAGUUUUGAGAAAGGAUUUGCUUUUCCACGGCGGGUGUACUUUAACGGCGAUAACUGUGUGAUGCCUCCUCCAGAUGCUUACCCAUGGCUGCCAAAUGCUAGUUCGAGACCUAUUAUCUCUCUGCUACAACCUGUCAUGACUAUAUUGGCUGCCUUAGCUUUCUUACUGGCAUAUGCUUAGAGAAGUAAGUAAAUGUUACUUUCCAGAUCUCUCUUAAAUCGCUUGUGUGAUGCACUUUCACCUCUGCUAACCGGUUGUCUCAGUGCUGCUUGAGCCUUGAGGUGAAACCAUUAUGACUCUGUUCAGGUACGCCAUACAUUGCUUCUAAAAAAGCGUCCAUUGUCUAUUGAAGCGUUGAGAAUCAAAAUCUGAUGCCAUUUUGUUUAGGGAUAGGCUCUUUUGUACACGUACGUAUUUAUACAUUUCAUAAUAUUCUUUUUUUCAAUUAUGCUUGUUAGAAUAUUUAUUGAGAUAUGUAUUUCAGUCGUUGUAACUUGUAAAAACUCUGGCUAUGGAAAUGCAAGUGUUAUAUAUAGAGUUGCUUGUUGUAA
Spinacia oleracea (spinach) is the source of this 1973-nucleotide messenger RNA. RefSeq names its product protein COBRA. Gene Ontology annotation, biological process: cellulose microfibril organization; plant-type cell wall cellulose biosynthetic process. The transcript is spliced from 6 exons. Bases 235 to 1602 code for a protein of 455 amino acids. Gene Ontology annotation, cellular component: plasma membrane. The record is from RefSeq and is a predicted model, not a curated record. Lineage: Eukaryota; Viridiplantae; Streptophyta; Magnoliopsida; Caryophyllales; Amaranthaceae.